ACAGAGGGGUGGAUUUGGUUCAGCACACACCGGUCCCUUUCAUGCUGCUUAAGUACGACGUGUGAUCAAAUAGAUAUUCAGCAAGACUCCAAGUUUGAACAUAUUCUUUCUUACCGGGAUCAAGAUGAAGGAUGCAUGGUUUCCUUUCAUGGAUCAUCGUUCAAGCUAAAGACCAAGGGAGGAGGAACAGACUGAACGUUACCCUGGCCAUGGAGACACUCCUGUUAGUUGGCAACUGAAGCGGCCCGCUUUUCAUAAUGUCGAUGCAGAUAUUCAUUCUGCUCCUCCUCUGGGCUUCCAGGGUCACGGAGACAACGACAGACGCAUGGAGACAGUGCACAGAGUUGCUUCCCUUGGAUCUUCUGUCUUUUGUUCUGGAGAGGGACACGUCCAGAGUGGUCCCUGGGGCGCGCGUGAGGCAGUCGGCCGGGCUGAGGGGCGUCCAGUUUCUCAGCCCCGAUGCGUCUAUGAGCUUCCCCGCUUCCCAGCUCUUGGUGAACUGUGACCUUUUCCCCAAAGAGUUUUCCAUUGUUAUCACGGUGAAAGUGAAUCGCUUUGCACCCAAGCGAGACGAGUACAUCUUCUCUCUGAUGGGACCAAGUAACGUGGAGACUGUUGCACUGGAGGAGAAAGAAGACGAGCAGCGCCUGAGGAAGAAGGAAACUAAGAGUGAUGAGAAACAUGCGGGGGUCGUCCUUGGACUAAAGUUAUCUCAAAACAGUCUGCAUUUUGUUUUCAAUGGCCGUCGGAAAGCAGCAGAGCACUGGAGCUUUCAAGGCAUCCGUCUAGCUCCCAACCAGUGGCACACACUGGUUUUAGUCAUCGGUCUUCACCACAGGAAGCUGACGGUGGACUGCAACCCGCCGCUGGAAAGUGCUCCCUCCAGGGCUUUCCCUUCAGAUCUUAACAUCCAGGCAACCAGAUUCCACAUUGGCAGUCGGGGAAGAUGGAAGGGCUUGUUUUCAGGCCUGAUGCGACAGCUGGUUCUCGUGCCGAACUCAGACGCCUCCAAUCAACUCUGUCCGUCUUCUGACCCCCGGCUUGCAGCUUUGUCAGUUCCACCGCUGCUCUUAGACCUGCCUGUCAGGAGGAGGCAGAAAGAGAGACAUGACACUUCCUCUGGAGCCGCAGGACGACCGUCAGUGGGCGUGGAGAGGCCAUGUUCUGAGUUGCUGCAAGGUCAGCUGUGGUUUAAUCCUCUCAAAAAGGGCCUCUAUGUCUGUGACGGGUCAGUGUGGAUCACUGUGUUGGAGGACCAUAAAAGACUGGACUACGUUUUGGAACGGCAGGUUCUCACCACCAGCUCUGAGACGCACGAUGUAGAGGUGUUUCAGAUACAAGGCAUUGGCCUCAUGGCUGCUAUGGCCCACAGAUCCUCAGCCUCUGGUUCUGCUGUGUAUCUCUGGACCAACCUGGGUUUCCGGCUCUACCAGAACAUCAGCACUCACGGUGCUCUGUCCUGGAAGCAUUUCCAAAUAGGAAAGAAGGCAUAUCUGGUAGUGUCUAAUUCCGGGACUGAAACAAACAAGUCUGUCGACAAACAGCCUGAAUCUGACUUCUCUGUCAUUUAUAAAUGGAGCAACAGAAGAAAACGGUUUGUGCGGUUCCAGACUCUGCAGACCUACUGCGCUCGAGACUGGGAGGCUUUCAACAUUAAUGAGCAGACUUAUCUUGCUGUGGCCAAUCACAGAAUGGGAAACAACAAUCACACCAUCAACAGCGUGAUCUACAAGUGGAACAGAUCGACAAAGUCUUUUGAGGUUCACCAGACACUGAUCACAUCGGGGGCCUACGACUGGGAGUUCUUCAAAGUUGGACCGUACCACUUCCUGGUGGUUGCAAAUGCUUUCGAUGGCAUCACCACGUCUCUGGACUCGGUCAUCUACGUUUGGAUCGAUGGAAAAUUUCAAGUGUUCCAGACAAUCAAGACAUUCUGCGCCACAGACUGGGAAAUGUUCCAGAUUGGCAGCAGAGUAUUUCUGGUUGUGGCCAAUGGACACAGACUCCAGGGUAACGGACCCAGCCAGUACACCAUCAACUCAACUAUCUAUGAGCUGGACAUGAGUGGGAGGAUAUUUGUUCGCUUCCAGGAUAUUGUUACCUACAGUGCUGUGGAUUGGGAGUUCUUCAGCCUCGGGGAAGAAUAUUUCUUGGUUGUUGCUAACUCCUAUAAUGGGGAGUCCUACUCUCUCAACAGCAUUCUUUACAGGUGGCAGGGAUAUGAAGGAUUUGUUCCCGUUCAUUGGCUCCCAACCAUUGGGUGCAGUGACUGGGAGUUUUUCAGCUCUAAUGGAGAAUCCUUUCUGAUCUACUCCAGUGCCAAAGCGCCUCUCUCCAAAGUUUUCAAGCUCAAAACCUACUAGACGACAAAGUCUUUGUGUUUUCAGUUUGUGUGUGACAUAUUGUGCUCCUGUGAAUAGUUUUAUAUCUUUGUAUACUGAGAGAACUUAAAGUUUUAUAAGGACAUAAUUUAACUGUCAAAUAUUUUAAUAAAAUUAUAUUUGAAAGAACUUCACAGAGGCCUUAACCAGUAUCCUGUACCUCUUCAUACCUCACAAAUACGUGCAGUGGCUUGUUUUCUCAAUUUAUUAACACAGCCAGGAUGUGGAUGUUUUAUGUGUGACAAAUACAAUUAAAACCCCCAAAAUAUUACAACCUUGUUUUUGUAAGAGAGUUUAUAUUUGACACGAUUUCAUGCCGUGUUUGUACUUAAAAUGUGUGGCUGCUAACUCAGUGGUGUUGAAAAACAUAGGAAAAAUGAAUUAAACUUAAAUAACUAGUAUGUUAAACUUUGACGUGGAAAAGGUAAAUGUCAAGCACUGUUAGGUGAUAAUCGCUCAGUCAGGUUUAUUUUCACAAGUUCAAAAGGAGUCAAAGUCAACAGGCAGACAACAAAACAGUUUUAUACCAAGGACAUGAAAUUUUAAACAGUGGAGAGACAGUCUGGCUCCUGAGCAGCUGCAGAAAACAACGCCUAACCUUGAGUGUGUUUCCCAAGGAGGUUAAUUUGGUGAGAUUUCAAACCAAUUUAGAAUAAAGACAUAUUGUAACAUGAUCAUGAGAUGAAUGUCAUAAUGUUCUACCUUGUAAUAACAUUUCAAAGAACAACUUUAAUAACGGUAUGUUUUCCUAUAUUUAUAUGUGUUGCAACAUAUAUCAAAGAAUAUAUAUUUUUGGCAUGCAUAAAAAAUAUUUGCAAUUUAAAUUUCUACAUAUAGUUAUUGCCUGCAUGAGACAAUCUAUUGAGACAUUUAGAGACAUAAAACGUUUGUAAUAUAUUUAAGUACAGCAAACUUAAAUGUCUCAAUUGUAUAUUUUUUAUUUUUAACCUGACUUUUCUCAAAUUUUUAUAUGUUUGUG
Molecule: messenger RNA, 3360 nt
Organism: Gambusia affinis (western mosquitofish)
Lineage: Eukaryota; Metazoa; Chordata; Actinopteri; Cyprinodontiformes; Poeciliidae
Product: thrombospondin-type laminin G domain and EAR repeat-containing protein-like
Exons: 13
Coding region: 258-2363 (701 amino acids)
Biological process (GO): signal transduction
Source: RefSeq, a predicted model, not a curated record